AUGGCGUCUCUUCGGCUACUUACAGAAACCAUUUCGGCAGGACUCAACCGCAAUGUCUCAGAUACCUUUCUGGAGUCCAUUGUCAGAAUAUACAAGCAAAAUGGGAAUAAAGAGCAGUUUGUGGGAGCAACGGCAGCAUUGGGGCUCUCGGGACUGCUAUCAGCCAAUAUUUACGUUUAUAUCAAUGACAACAUUGGCAAGAUUGAGGCAGAAAUUGGUGGAGAUUCCAUAAUGGAGAAACGAGAUGAAAGGAUUAAACCUAAGGCAAAAAGAUCAAAAUUGACACUAGAAUUUGAUGAUGAUUUGGAUGAUUUGGAUGAUUUGGAUGCAGAGACGUUGGAUUUUCCCCAGAAAAAGGUAAAGAAGAAGUUAACCUUCAAGAAAAUUAAGAAGGAAGACGCUCAACGAGUUAAACAAGUUUUGGUGAGAAGUGAGGUUCCCAAAAAACAGGAGGAACCAUUGCCGAUUAAGAAUGUUACUCCAAAAGAACAGCUGGUUGUUACGUCUCACGAGAGCUCGCUACCGUCGCCUGAAAAUGACCCAAUCUUCCAGCUAGAUACAGUUGAAGAUAUCGACAAUGAAAGAGACUGGUAUACUCAAGAAGAGAAUGGAUAUGCGGCUGUGGAACAAUAUGAGGACUUGGACACAGAGUACCGGCCACGGCAGAAACCAAAAAUCGUCCGGUCUAACCGAACUGGAGGAGGAUAUGAUGCUGAGGGAAACUAUGUGGAUUAUGACCAUGACAACGGAUCCAUGCACAAUACGCUCCCGAUUCUUUCCCACUUCCUAGUACCUCCAUUUUUGCAAGAUUCAAAAGACUAUCUUUUCCUAGAGGGCCAGAACCGUACGGCAAGAAACAUGGGGCCCAGUAUUAGUCCCAUCAAGGACCCGCUGUCUGAGUUGGCAGUGUCUGCUCGGACAGGGAGUUUCGUGGUGAAAGAGAGAAAGGAGAAAAAGGAGAGGGCUCAGCAAGCCAAAGACCGGUCUAAUUUGCUGGGCUCAAACAUCGCUGGAGUAUUGGGAUUGGAAGGAGAUGAGACUAUGCCGAAAAAGCCAAUUGAGGCUGAAGACAAUCAACCAGCAAGCUUUGAGCAAAUACAAAGACAGAGAAAACUACUCCCAGCGUAUGCCGUUCGAGACGAGCUCAUGCGAAUAAUUGCAGAAAAUCAGAUUGUAGUAGUUAUUGGAGAGACUGGAUCUGGUAAGACCACCCAACUCACGCAAUUCUUAUGUGAAGAGGGAUACGGUAAGAACCUAGAUAAGGAUGGGAAAAAAUUACUCGUGGGCUGUACGCAGCCUCGACGGGUGGCUGCCAUGUCCGUUGCUAAGAGGGUUUCGGAGGAGAUGGGAUGUCGAUUGGGUGAGGAAGUUGGGUAUUCCAUUCGUUUUGAAGACAAAACAAAUGCCAAAAAAACGAAAAUUAAAUACUUGACCGAAGGUAUUCUACUUCGAGAAAUGCUAGGAGAUCCUAACUUGGAAAACUAUUCGUGUAUUAUCAUGGAUGAAGCUCACGAAAGAACAUUGAACACAGACAUCCUUUUGGGGCUUUUUCGGAAACUACUACGUCGUAGGAGGGAUUUGAAACUAAUCGUUACAAGUGCAACAAUGAAUGCUGAUCGUUUCACACGAUUCUUUGGUGAUGCACCUCAGUAUUUCAUUCCCGGUCGAACUUUCCCAGUGGACGUGUUCUAUUCCAAGUCAGCAUGUACUGAUUAUGUGGAGACCACUGUCAAACAGGUAGUAACUAUUCAUUUGGCAAACAAAAAAAGUGACGGGGACAUUUUGGUGUUCAUGACCGGUCAGGAAGAUAUUGAGGCUGUGUGUGAAUUGAUCCAGGAGAAAUUGGCUCUUUUGGAUAAUCCUCCACCCCUUGAUAUUUUUCCAAUUUACUCCACUCUUCCUCAGGACCUUCAGAAACGGAUUUUCAACAAGCAGAAUGCAGAGAGACGAAAAGUGGUGGUUGCAACCAACAUUGCAGAGACUUCGCUUACUGUGGAUGGAGUGAAGUAUGUUGUGGACUGUGGACUAGUGAAAAUGAAGCUCUUCAAUGCUAAACUUGGCAUGGAUGCCUUGCAAAUGGUGCCCAUUUCGUUGGCCAACGCUCAGCAAAGAAGCGGAAGAGCAGGAAGAACCGGACCCGGUAUUGCUUACAGACUCUACACUGAAAAGGCUGCCAGUGCAGACGAAAUGUAUGUUCAGCCGAUUCCAGAGAUCCAAAGAGCAAAUUUGAGCUCGGUGAUGCUUAUGCUCAAGUCUCUCAAGGUUGGCGAUGUUAUGGGCUUUCCAUUUUUGGAUCCUCCACCUCCAGACUUACUCAGUUGCUCACUCUACGACUUGUGGGCCAUGGGUGCACUAGACAACCAGGGAAACUUAACCGACCUCGGGUCAAACUUGACGCUUUUCCCUAUGGAACCUACGUUAGCUAAAUUGAUUUUGAUAUCUUGCCAGGAUGCAUUUCGAUGCUCUUCAGAGAUUGUCACUAUAGUUUCCAUGCUAUCUGUUCCGAAUGUCUUCUACAGACCCAAGGAAAGAGCUCAAGAGGCUGAUUCUAUCAGAGAAAAAUUUCUAGUUGCCGAACUGGACCAUUUGACGCUUUUAAAUGUGUAUACACAAUGGGAGCAGCGAGGACAAUUGAGGAAUAUGACUCCUCAAAAGUUAGCCACCUGGAGCUCCAAAAACUUCUUGCAUCACCGGUCUUUAUUGCGUGCUAGAGAUAUCAGGAAUCAGAUCUUGCUCAUAUUGGACAAGAACAAGUACCCACUAACAAAGGCAAGAAACGAUACAGAUAUCAGAAGGUGUCUCUGCGCUGCUUAUUUCCACCAGCUGGCUAAAUUGGUCAAAAUGAACGGAGGUGGCCGAGGUCAGGCGGAGUAUUCCAACCUUCGCCAGUCAUACAUGAAAAUGUACUUACAUCCCACCUCAGCUUUGGCCGGAGGAACCGACAUCAGUCCACUGUAUGUCGUUUAUGACGAAUUGGUGUUGACAACCAAAGAAUACAUGCAAUGUGCCACCGCUGUUGAACCUGAAUGGCUUCUUCAAUAUGGAUACUUGUUCUUUGGUGUGAGUCUGAGUGUCAGAAAACAGUUGCUUGGACAGGUUGACUUUGACAUUGUGGAUAAAGCAGAGUUGGAAAAGGAGCUCAUGAAGGCACCAGAAGAGCCAAAAUCGAAGGAAGUGGAGAAACGUAAGACGAUGAAGAUGAAGAGGUUCUAG
Messenger RNA from Sungouiella intermedia, 3213 nucleotides. The record is from the annotation of a GenBank genome assembly. Lineage: Eukaryota; Fungi; Ascomycota; Pichiomycetes; Serinales; Metschnikowiaceae.